CUGACACUUGAAGAACAAUGCACACGAGUUUUUUUUUUAAUCUUGGUAACAACGCUAUGACUAGAAUUGUAUUUUGGAACUGUCCACAAGGAUGUAUCAGUUGUUCUUAGUCACUCAGGCGUGCUUGAUUUUGUUAGUUUCAGCUCAGACGUGGUAUCAUGGAUGUUAUGAAAAGGAUGGAAUUGCCACUGAAGAUACACGCAGCACAAACAAAUCAUCUGUGGUAGAAUGUUCACGGUAUUGUAAAACACUUAGUUUUACAUUUGCUGUUGUACAGAGGGGAAGUGACUGUGGUUGCCGUAAUGACACAGGAGGCUGGAAAGUGGUCAAUGCUGACUUGUGUUAUGAAAGGUGUUCGAGGUCUACAGAUCUGCUUCCAUGUGGUGGGGCCCGGCGGUACUAUAGUUUCUACCGAUCAGGUGGACCAUAUGUUAAUAAGUGUUCAGCAAAUGUGGAUGCUGAGUGGGUGGUGACCAGUCGGCCAGUUGUUCUCAGUGCCCAGCUCGAGGUGGCUCACUUCAUCAAUGUUACUCAUGAGUUGGCUAAUGCAUCAUGGAUGAAUUUGUAUGAAUUUGUUUGGACGAUUGGUAACCAGACUUUCCAGAAUGUUACAUCUGCGGAAGGAAGGAUUCAGUCGAGAUUUUCUCAUACGUUUGAAAGGCCGGGAGAUUAUCAUAUUGAUGUAACCUGCAAGAACAAUAUCUCCACCCUGUCCACCCAGCUGACAGUGUCUGUGAUCUUGCCAGCACCUCGACAUCUUCAGAUAAUCCUGCUAGAUGAUAAGGAAAAUCUUCCGUCCUGCAUCCCUGCACCGUACAGCAACUGGCAGGAAGGCGCCGUCAUCUCGGUCUUUGUCAACUCAUCAGUGUCUCUUGAAGUGUCCGUGGCUGUGGGAACCAACCUGACGUUUGUGCUGCGUUACAGAGGCUCGGCUACAAAUGCGUUUGAGUACAGGUCCUCCGACGGAAGUCUGCAUUGUGCAGGGUCUGAUUGCAGAGGUGUAAUCCAGGAUUAUGUCUUCUCGACUACUGGCGUGCACACAGUGACCGCUACGGUGUUCAACAGCUAUGGCAGUGUGGAGAAGAACCUCACAGUGGUUGCUAUGGAAAAGAAUCUUGGAGAUGUUUCUUUUUCACUUGCUGAAGACUUCCCUGGUGGUGCAGUCAAAGUUAACAAACCAAUCAGAUUUCUUGUCACUGUGGAAACAACAUUCAGACAAAACACUCAGCUUAUCGUGGACUUUGGCGUUGGUGAGACAAAGCAGGUUUCUUUGCAGGAAGCCCGGAACAGAACGGAGAAUUCUACAACUGAAGACGUGGAUGAUGUCUUGGAGGAAGAACUGGAUGGCCUGGUGUUGGUGGCCAGCUAUGGCGAUGGCUGUAACCUGAGCAUUGAGUUCCAGUAUGUAUACGAGGUGGAGGGCGCCUUCAAUCCUGACAUCCUCAUCUUCAACAACUACAGCUUUGUCCCCAUGUUCUUCAAGAAGCCCAUCAUUGUUCAGAAUGAACUCACCGUCCCCAAGCUCCAGAUGGAUGAAACUGUACUAGUGAACACUUCUACAGAAUUGCAGCUCCAUUUCUUGACAUCGUCCGUCAAUCUGAGUGUGAUGUGGAUGAUAUACGACCAGGAGCACAAGCUUCUUGAUAACAUAACCACCACUUCUUCCCACUUGACCUACGUUUUUCACCAAUAUGGCAGGUACAUGGUUUCAGUGACAGCAAGAAAUUUAAUAAAUUCUGUGUCAACCCUUGGUUCCGUUAUUGCACAGCAUCCCAUUGACCAUCUCUCUGCCUUCUGCUCUCCUCAUCAGUAUGUCAGACUUGGGCAGACGGUAAGCUGUGUGGCAGAAGUCACCAAAGGGGAUGAUGUCAUCUUCGAGUGGAACUUCAAGGACAGUGGACGGAUUGCAAAAGUAAUCACCAAUCAUUCAUCAGUGGCAAAUUACCUGUACCAACGUCCAGGAAGGUAUAGUGUUGGUGUCCUGGCUUUCAAUUCCAUCAGUCGCAAAACCAUGACACUGCACCCAAUCACAGUGGAAGAACCUUUAAACAAAGUGGAUUUUUUCACUUCUGGGCCAUCUUUGGUAGGAGUCCCAGUGUAUCUGAUUGCUAAAAUCAACUGCUGGUGUACCUUUGUUGAAUUUGAAUUUAACUUGGGUGAUGGUCGGCGUUCCUAUAAAGAUGUUAAGAAAACCGAUGGUAACUUGUAUUUCCUGAGCCAUGCCUUCAAGCAUCCAGGCAUCUACAAAGUGACGGUGUAUGCUUCUAACCAUGUGUCUGAGGUGAAUGAAACCAUCACAGUGCUCAUUCAGUCUGGCCUGGAAGAUGUGGAAUUUGAUGUCCUGAAUAAGCCUCUCAUCCAAGGAUUUACAGCAUUGCUAGUGGCACAAACAGCAGGUCAGGUUCCGACACAAGGAGAUCUGAUGUUUGAAUGGGUCUUCCCAGACAACACGUCUGUGUUGACUCGGUCGCCUGUCGUUGAAAAGACCUUUAAUGAAGCUGGCAAUCAUACAGUGGAACUCAGAGUCAGAAAUGAAGUUUCUUCUGCUGCCAAGCAACAGGAGAUCCUGGUUGAAGAAGGGCUGCCCACUGGGGUCAGAUUCGUCCAUCCUGCCACUGUGAAGACCUUUGAGGAGAUUGCCUUCACUCUGACAGGAGUGGAUGUGGUGGAACACAUUGCCAUUAACAUCAGUGAUGGAAGGUUUGAGGAGUACUUCAAUACUUCAAGCUGGAGGCAUGUAUUUUCACUUCCAUGUGUCUACAAGUUGGGCGUUUCCAUAUUUGGAGAGCAUGCAAGAGAAUCAUAUACUCUACAGUCGUAUGUUACAGCAGAGGAACCAAUCAAAAGUCUUCAUUUGGAAGGACCAUCAGCAGUUGAAAUCCAAAGACACGUUAACUCUCACAUCUGGACAGCAGUUGCUGAUGGCGGGUCACACCUUGUGUAUUACUGGUCAUUCAACAAUGGAACCACUAAAAACACCACACAGGCUCAGCAUAGUUUCCACACCUUUGAUGAACCUGGAAUUUUGGAAAUUACUGUACGUGCAGAGAACGACAUCAGCUUUGCGGAAGCCUCCAUGAUUGCUGUUAUUCAGUAUCCUAUAACUGAUGUGAAGCUGAAUGUUCCUGUAACAAUCCAUGGUUCUAUGACCAACAUCACACUUACAAUACACGGUGGACGAGAGUUUGUCGUAUUAUGUCGCUUUGGCGACGGAAAUAUAACCGUGCUGUCAUCGGAGUCACCCGACUUGGUGGUCAGGACAGUGAAAGAAGGUGCUGGACGCAAGAACUACCCUGUGUACCGAGUGUCUGUCCUACACUUGUACCACAGUAUAGGGGAGUACGAAGUAGACGUGAACGUAUCAAACACGGUUUCCAGCGUCCACAAGGAGGCGAUGGCGCUGGUUGGCGAACCAAUUAGAAAUGUUGAACUGUUCUCAGACUCGCCAUCGGUGGUGCCCCUCAUGACUCCGGUGGUGGUAACAGCCAGUGUGUCAUCAGGAAGAGAUGUCUUGUUCAGAUGGGAAUUGUCUGGAGAUGGUUCGGCCAGCACACAGAAACCGGACGUCUCAAGUGACAGUAACUCGAGUAUUGUGACAUACAUGUUCAAUGUUCCGAGUGAGUACCAGGUGAGUGUCCACAUCUCCAAUCCUGUGUACCAGGAGCCUCUGGUUAAAGCUCUGCCGUUCAAGUUUUUAGCCGUCGAGGAAAUCAACAACGUCAUGUUCAGUCACCAGACCUCGGGAGCACCAUUGCUGGGUGUGGCACCUCACCAGGCAACCAAUGAAAUUGUAUUUGUAGCAAAGGUCAUUGAAGGCUCUCAUGCAAGUUUUCUCUUUGACUUUGGAGAUGGCGCCACACAGAUGGUUAAUGGUUCCCUCGACAUGUUUCAUCAUAUUGUAGCUCACGGAAGACAUAUCUACACUGAAGUCGGAGUUUAUGACGUUCAAAUGACUGCUGUGAACCCACUAGGUAACUUGACUGUUGCCUUGGCAACUUCGUUUUAUGUGCAAGUACCCCCUAUUGGCAACAAUGAACUACUUGACUCCAGGGAGUAUUGUACUAAGUCUGGUGAAGUGAAAUCUUUCCAUGCACAAGUUAAACAAGGCACCAACGUCACCUACAGCUGGCUGCUGGGGGAUGAAACAGAACUCAUUCAUGCAGGAGCCAGCAUAAAGCACCAGUACCGGACUGCCGCUGAGAGGAGGAUCCAGGUAAUCGCCAGCAAUCAAGUGGGGGAGGUAUCUGACAGCGCAGUGGUGCACGUUGUUGAUGAAAUACAAGGGGUCAACCUGACCGUACCCAAACUGAUACUGGCGACAGGAGAAAACGCUGUGUACACUGCAAUUCCUUUCCCAAACGUACCUGGCAUCGUGAAGUACUAUACGUGGUUUUUCGGAUCAAACCCUUAUCAGAAGAAAAAUUCAAACCCGUACCAGAAUGAAAAUUCAAUUGCUUACAGAUUUUCAAAAUCAGGAAGUUACACCGUUUCAGUAUCGGCCCAUAAUUGUCAUGGCCGAGCUGUAUCGGACCCCGUUGACCUGCAGAUAGUGAGUCGGAUUCGAAAACUGAGUCUCACUAGUGUCGGUGAUAGCCUGGUCAUGAAGAGAAUCAACUUCACAGCCGCCACGUGGGAAGGCGAUCACCUCAACUUCACGUGGAACUUCGGAGAUGGGACACCCAGCUAUACUGUUACUAACAGCACAGUCUGGCACAUCUUCCAGAAGGUUGGAGUGUAUGUAGUGAAUGUCACAGCUGCCAAUCCAGUGAGUUCCGAGUCCGUCAGUCUCAAGUUGUUUGUUCUACAGCAGAUUUGCAAGCCGCCUAAAAUAUCCAUUGUGCAGCCUCAGGGGAAAAGCUAUCCAAGUUUUAAUUUUCUGCAAUCUGAAAUGGUUCACAUUGAGUCGAGAGUUGUUGUGAAUUGUACGGUUACCUCCCAGGUGAUCUACUUCUGGACAUUCCGCAGUGCCGACACUGGCCGGGUGGUCGUUCCGACAGUGAAGGACACCGAGACAUUGUACCACCAAGUCCUCAUUCUUCCAGCCGUAGCCUUGCCACUCGGCAAGUACAAGGCCAAAUUGAUGGUUCAGAUGAAGAACACUUUACCGUUGGUGUAUUCCGAGGAGGAGGCCGAUGUGAGGAUCUUUUCCUCUCCGCUGAAGAGCAUCAUUAAGGGCGGUGUGUUGAGGAGAGUCAGUCGAAGUGGAAUCUUGCUGCUAGAUGGGUCAGAGUCCUCCGACCCAGAUCAUCCACACAGUUCAAAUAUUACAUUCCAAUGGAACUGCACCACACUGAAGUCUCCCAACGACACGUGCUUCAACCGUUCUGAAUCUGGUCAUGUUGUGAUGAACACAUCGACGCUGGUGUUCCCAGGCAUGUGGUUGAGGAGUGAUGAACAGGAGUUCCUUUUUAACUUGACGGUGUCCACGCCUGAUGGGAAACAGUCCGGCACCGACCAGGUGGUUCACGUCGUUCCAGAUCAUAAUGUUAUUAGUCUGAGCAUUCACUGUCACCAGUGUGAAGGACGAUGGGUGAACGCCAACCACCAGGUGUCUCUGCAGACUAAGUGCGUCGGCUGUCCUCCUGGCAGGACCAAGUACCGCUGGCAGAUCAACAUGGUGGCCGAUGAACACAGUGACUGGACCUAUGAUAAUGAGAUGACCUUUGACAUAUGUGUGUCAAGAAAUGAACAGCUCAUUGCCUUGGCAUCCAAUGGUGCAAAUGUCAAGACACCCACGACUCGUAGUACUAGAAAACCAACAACAGAAACGACAACUCCAACUCGAGCAACUGUGAAGCCAACGACACCUGAUUCAGUACCAUUACUAUUGCCAGAACUGGACGACUUUGGAGAGGGAACCAUUAUUAGAGAAGGGUCCCUCUCUCCAGAAGAAUUUCAGACUGUGCAAGAAGGUACAGAAUCUGAGAAUACCAUUCUACAAUCUGUGAAUCCCAACCAUGACAUAAUUUCCAUGUUAGGAGAAGGGAAACCGGGCGAUGUUGGGAGCUCCCGAGGCAGAAAACUGAGUGGAAGGCUUGAUCCGUUGCGAAGAGGCAGCAACACUUUUGGAGGACGAGACAACACUAUUUCGUCUGACCAGUUCCUGGGGUUUGGAGACAUUCCUCAACCCAACGAGGGGUCUCCUGGAGUGAGUGGCAGCUCCCAUGGACGGAAACUUGGGCCUGGUGGCAGCAUUGACAAUCCACAUGAAGUCCCUGGGUCGGGCAGGAAAGUGGAUUUGAACCAUGUCCCUAAUCAAAGUGAGGAGACGGACGGACCUGACCCUGAUGACUACCACAUCAAGAAGCUGCUACGCCCCUCAGUGCAGCACCUGGUGAGCAAGGACCGCUACCCGAUCUCUCUCCGCCCAAACCAAACACGCACCGGCCUAGACAAACAGUCGCUGGUGAUUAAACCCGGGGUUCUACACCAGGGCAGGACCUACAUCAUUCAGGUCCAGGUGGAAUCUACAGGACCUAAUCCAGUGCAGGGUUUGGCGAUGACCUACUUCAAAGUUAACGAGAGUCCUCGGAAAGGUGCGUGUGACAUCCGACCUCAGAUUGGUAUUGAGAUGGAAACGACCUUUACAGUCUUCUGUAGAGCCUGGCAGGAUGAGCAUGUACCUCUGAUGUUUGAAGUAAGUUACAUUGUGAAUGAAGGAGAUCGACACAACCUGGUGUAUCGUGGUCUCAGUCAGGAGAUCCAGUUCCAGCUACCAGCAGGCAAUGUCAGUAACGAGCAUAAAGUGCUGGUCUCCAUUUCAAUACUGGAUAACCUGGGCGCAAGGACUUCUGUGUGUCUCAUACCCCUCGUUGUGCUGCCUAAGCCACUGAACGGAAGCCGCAGUGCCGAGGUCCAGUUACAUAAUGAGACAACUGUGUUUGCGAACUCGAGUGGAUUACUGGCCCAGUCCGUGCACCACGGCAAUGACCAGACAUCGUGCGUUCUCAUCAGCUAUCUCGCGUCCCGACUGAACCGCUUUCCGAAACGGUCCGCCUCACCGGUCGACUGGAAACUCCGACUUGACAUCAGGAAGAUUCUUCUUGAGCUGCUUUCUUUACUGCCCAGGAGAGAUGAGGCUGAAGUCAUACAGACCGCCCAGUCUUUGGUGUCAACCACGGCUGUUGCACAAGAGCUAAGUGGACCAGCAUUGGGAAUAGCCUUAGACAUCCUCGAAUCAAUGCAGAUGAAAGCGGUGGAUCUAUACGUGAAGAAUGGCAGUCCCAGCGAGGACCUGCUCAGCCUGGCUAUUCAAGCCAUCUCCAGCAUUAUGGAGGCCGCCACCGGUCCGGCCAUGUCGCGCAGGCCGCUGCCCAGAACGCUCACAGCCCACGUGAUAACCGUUCUCAAUAGUCUGCUCAAAUUACAACUCCAGUUCCACUCAAUGGGAGAAGAGCCCAUCCACAAAGCAUCGGACUUUGUCUCUGUCCUCGCAUCUCACUAUACAUCACACUCACUGGAGCCAAUCACAAUAGAUGGGGCUACAUUCAAGCUGCCUACAAACAUUGUGGCAGUAACCAGCGCUAUUGGAAACAUGUCUAGAAGUUCCGAAUCUUCAUCGCAAGAAGAGGAGUGCUUUCAAGCUCACAUGACAUCUUUCAAAAGAAACCCAUUUUCCAGGAAAUCACAAAUUAAGUCUGAGGUGGUUGUGUUGACCAUGUACACGUGUGAAGGGAGGAGCGUGGUUGUAGCGAACCUAAAACCAGAGGACAUGGUACAGAUACAGAUCCCAGUGUCGGAGGGGAAGGAAGAUCACUUUCUGAACACGACACUACACAAGAGUAUGAUGAACACCCACCAGUUUAACAUCACGUCAGAGAACAUCCGACAGUCACUCCACAUUGCCAUAGAGCUUGACCCGGUGCCGUCAGGACGCAUGUUCCCCAUCUGUCUACUUAUCAGUUUAAAUUCCCAGCCGACACCACAGAAUUACAACUUGAAAUACAACUUUGAGCCAGGUGCAGAUCAGCUGAAGUUGUUCAUGCCUGCAGGAACAUUCAACGUAACAGGAAUGUAUUACAUGGGAAUUGUUGACUGCACUUACAAUGCUGGGAGACUUCGUAAAGGGCAGAUAACUGCCCGCAACUACACACUGAAGCUGUGGUUUGGAGACUGCAUGUUCUGGAAUGAGAAGUUACGUAUAUGGAGCUCUGCAGGCUGUCAGACGACUGACCAUUCUACAACAUCUUCUAUACACUGCAGAUGCAAUCAUCUUGCUGCAUUUGGUGGACAGUUCAAGCGAAUUAUAAAUGAUUUGAGCUUUACUGAUGUGGAUAUGUUUUUUGCUUUGAACCAAAACCCAGUGACUAUCAUUCUGGUGGGGUCGGUGUUUGUGAUUUACUUUUUCCUGCUCUAUCUGUGUCGACAAGCUGAUGAGCACGAUGCUAAGAAGGGGGGAGUACUGCACCUCGCCGAUAACCAUGGCAACGACAGGCAGAGAUACGAAGUUAUUGUAGAAACUGGUCUUAGACAUGGAGCUGGCACCACAGCAAAAAUCAGCAUCAUACUGCACGGAGAGGAAGGGAUGUCUGAAACGAGAGAGCUGGUCAGCGACGAUGACCGACCUCUCUUUGAGAGGAACUCCAGGGAUAAAUUUAUCAUUACAGUACCGGACAGUCUUGGUAAGAUCUGGAAGGUGCAGCUGUGGCACAACAACUCGGGCCCAUCCCCCAGCUGGUACCUGAGUCACGUCCUUGUGCGGGACCUGGCCACGGGGCAGGUCUUCUACUUCAUCUGUGAGAAGUGGUUUGCGGUCGAGGAGGAUGAUGGGAAGGUGGAGCGGGAAAUAAUGGCUUUGGAAGGAAAUCUUGGAUUUUCUCAGGUGUUCUGGGUUAAAGGUAUCCAGUACAUGGCCGACUACCACCUGUGGAUGUCGGUCGUGGCGUGUCCAUCCUACAGUCGGUUUACCCGCGCCCAGCGUCUCACCUGCAUCCUCACGCUACUCAUGUCAUACAUGUGUCUCAACGCCAUGUGGUACCAGGCAAACGAAACAGAGUACCGUGGUGAGUUUGGCCUGCUGGAUUUGUCGUGGCAGAACAUAGGUGUUGGAGGAAUCUGCUGUGCUGUUCUUAUUCCUCUGAAUCUCUUCCUUGUCUUUCUCUUCAGACGUAGCAAGAUUCGUUACCCUGGUUCAACACCUGAUAAGGUUUAUCCGAGUGGAAAGGAAGCAAACAGCGAGCACUCAUCAGACGUGCACGAAGAGGCGGUGCAGCCCAUCAUGACCUACUCGCUGCUCGAUCAGUCGAUUGUCAACUGGCAGAACAUCCAGGACUGGGCCCAGAAACAGUGGAUCAAGAGGCAGCACAGCGUCCGGUCGAGUAACAGCAGCAUCAAGAACAGCCAGCACACCCCAGACAGCCCCACCACGCCCCCAGCCAACCCAGUCAUGCAGACACUCAGAAAGGAGGAAGAGACAGAUGUAGCGUCCAGUGGAUUUGAGGAUUCUCAGAGUCAGGCAGCGUCACAGGCGGCCGCGGAACGAAGUCGUGUCCGACCCACGCCCACGCCACGCCCAACACCCACCCCUCGACUGACACCAGCCACAGCUAGCCCUUGUAGCAACCGUCAGCAGAGACCACUGCUACAUGUUGCAGAACCCAGAGUCCGAGACCGUGGGAGACUGUUUCUUCCGUUUUGGUGUCGCUACAUCGCCUGGUUCCUGUGUGUCACCAUCACUGUCGGGUGUGCUGGAGUGACCAUCUUCUAUGGGUUUAGAUUUGGCCGAGCCAAAAGUUUAAUGUGGUUGAAAUCUCUGUACUUCAGUUUCAUGAUCUGUCUUUUCAUUGCACAUCCUCUUAUGAUUUUCUUGACCAUCAUCUACACUGCACUACGAUUCCGAAAUGAUCCCAGUAUUCUGGAUCAUCAUGAAGAUGGCUUUUACGGAAGAAAAGCUGAACCAAAGUGGAAGAAGAAGAAAGAUGCAGAAUGCUCUGAAGAAUGCACCGAUUUGGAGAGGGGUGUUGCUGCCAGACAGAGAUCUCGAUACCUCCGGUUUGCAAGACCUCCUCAAGAAAAACAGCUCAUUGAAGCCAGAAAGAAAACACUCAAAGAAAAGGCAGCAUUCUCACUGUUUUGGGAUAGCGUGUCUGUGGGAGUCGUUUUGAUACUGCUUUGUUUCAUGGGGUAUGGGAAGGACACAUCUGCUCCAUUCUACCUCAAUGAAGCUCUCAAGAACACUUUCGUUAGAAGUGGUCCUCAUCCAUUUGAAGGUCUGCUCACCACGGAUGACUGGUACCAAUGGAGUCAGACAUCUCUACUGGAUGGCAUCUAUGGCCAGCACUACAACAAACAGUCACAUCCAGUCCACACUCAGGUUUCUAUCGACCAAGGAAGGAAUCACCUGAUUGGUCAUGUACAUCUUCGACAGCUGCGUGUCCAGGAAACGCCUUGUUUCCACCCACCAACAAUCUACAAGUACACAUCACCCACCAAGACCUGUCGCUAUGACUACAGUGCAGGCCAAAAGACCAGCCUGCCAUUUGGAGUGAACUCCUCCUGGGAACACGAAGCUGUUGAAGGGUCAGUGAUAUGGGGACGCCACAGUAUCUACGACAGCUCAGGAUACACUGUGCAGCUGAACAACAGCAGGAGUUUAUCGCUGGCCCAGCUGAAGGAUCUUGAAAUGAGAAAGUGGAUAGACUUGCAGACAAGAGCGAUCAUUGUGGAGUUUACUGUUCUCAAUGUACCAACAAACCUAUUUAGUUCAGUAACUCUGCUGUUGGAGAUGCCAGCAACUGGUAGUGUGUUUCCCUCGGCACACAUUUCCUCCACUCGGAUAUUUUCAUACAUCUCCGGAUGGGACAACAUUGUUUUGGGAUGUGAGCUGAUGUUUGUGAUUCUGACAUUGUUAAAGCUGAUGAAAGAAUUAUGUGAGAUGACUGAAGUUAAGAAACAAUACUUUCAGAAUUACUGGAAAUACAUUGAGAUUGUGAUGUGUUUUAUCUCGUUGGUUUUCAUCGGCUGCUACGUGUACAGAUUUGUUCUGGUCGCUGAUAUUGUAGAGAACCUGCGAGACAGCUUCUAUGAAGAGUUCAUCAACAUUUCAUUCCUCACACUGUGGGAUGAGAUUCUCCGUGGGUUCGUGGGCGUGUUGUUGUUCAUGGCGAUGGUCAGCUCGCUGUGUCUGCUUCGCUUCAUCAAACUGUUUGCCAGGUUCGGCAAGGUGUACAAGAGAUCCAGAAGAGAGCUACUCAUGUUUUCGGGUCUGUUUGUGGUGAUCUUGUUUGCGUUUUCUGGCUUUGGCUUUACGAUGUACGGGACGGUGUGUAACAGCUUCAGGAACCUGUGGGUCAGUCUGUUCUCGCUGUCGGCACUGAUGACGCGCGUCUACAGCUACGAGGAGCUGGCCGACCAGCAGCUGGUGUGGCCUCAGAUCUUCCUGCUCAGCUACACCGUCUUCGGCGUCGGAUUGCUCACCACUUACAUGGUUGCUGUUUUGACCCGACGAUUAAAAACCCACAAACAGGGAGAUAUUUUAGUAAUGCGUGGUUGCCAGAUGGUCCGGUUUCUGUGGAAAGAGUUCCUUCAUUGGUCAGGCAUCCAGCAGCAAGAAUUUCCACAAGAACCAGAAAAUGUUUUGCCAGCUGAGUUCACGAUGGCGGAGAUAGAGUACCAGGUGGACGAGCUGCUCUUCAGGAUGAACGCUCUGUCUGGGACGAGUGGGCUGCCCGAGAAACCCCACGGUUACCUCACCGACUCCGACACCACGCACGGCGACCACGGUGGCGAUGAUGGAAUAUCUAGCGGGGGGUCCGAGGACAAUGGUGCCAUGGUGGAUCCCGACCGUCUGGAACAGAGAGUUCACAAGAUUGAGGACAAGCUGUGUGCCAAUGAACCGUACCUGGCUCAGCUCCUCAAGCUCGACAGUAUUGGGGCAGAUGUUCUUGCACAGGAGAAGGAAAAACAGCUACGGUCCCACUUGGAGCUGGAGUUAUUUCGACAGCUGCAGAUGCAUCGACAGGAGUCGUCUGGCCAGACUAAGCCGGGUCAGAAUUGUGCUGUGAAGAUGGCCGUCAGCAGUAACGAGUGCUCCCCGUCGUCUGGGUCCAGCAGCAGUCGACAGAACAGACACCUCGACUUCAGGCUGCCCGCUACUGGCAAUGAACCAGGAUCAGUAUCUUCACCAAAACGAAAGUCUUCACAGGAUGAACAUUCCUCUGAAUAUUUCCCAGCCUUGACCUUAGAACACCAACUGAUGAUGGCUAAUACAGAAUUUGUUUUUCCUGACAUUUGUUUGGAUUCUGUAAAAAGUGAUAAAAAGAAAGCAACUCCACAAGAAGGCAGGACCAUUAGUGGUGAGAGGGCAUACCCACCUUUGCCUCCUAAACCUACAGGACAUAAUAUUAAGAUCUUUGGAAAAGUUCCUAAUCCGGUGCAACCAAAACCGUCAUCUUCCUCUGAAAAUGCCAGUGGACAGAGUUCAGAAAACGAGAAGAUGCAAGCAAAAGCGGACUCAAGUUCAUCAUCUGAUCACAAAUCUGCAGCAAAGUCUUACAACAAAGCAGAAAUUCCCCACAAACCAACAAAAUCGAUCCAUGGCGGGUUGCGGGAGAUCCCAGCCAUAGAUGUUGCGAAGGCGCUGAGUGGAGUGAGCCCGAGACUGAAGCCGUUCAAGCUGUCUGGGGACCGUGUGCUGCACAAGGCUGAGUUUGGAGCAAGCCUCACCGCAGAGUCUAGCUCGGGCUCGGAGCAGGACGCUGUGCAUGGUGGGAGGCGGCCACCAGGCAAACGUAACUUGCGCAAGACUCGGUCCCGGGGGAAAGGGAAAGGGCCUGGGGGUCUGUCUCCCGCUCUGAUGCUGGAGGACCUGACUCUGGAGGAUCCGUGUGAUACCGACAGUGAGCUGCUGGCUGAGACCACCAUUGAGGAGGUGAGUACCCCAGAGCAGGAGAUGUGAAGUCUAAAGUAUUGAGGACUCAAACGGCCGACUUGUUGGCCCAUGGGAACUGUUAUCUGUUGAUCACUCUGACUGCUGUCUUUCCUUGCCCAUGGGAAUGAUCUGUUGAUGAUUCCGACUGCUGACUUUCAUGCCCAUGUGAAAUACAAAACAUGUAUUUGUUGAUGAUUUAAACCACUGACUUGUUUGCCCAUGUGAAUUAGUUGUUGAUGAUUUAAACCACUGACUUGUUUGCCCAUGUGAAUUAGUUGUUGAUUCAAACCACUGACAUGGUUAACCAUGUGAAUUAUUUGUUGAUGAUUCAAAUUUCUUUGUUGAUCAUCGAAAUCAGUCUUCCUUACUGUUGUGAAUUGUACUGGUAAUUAAAACCACAAACUUGUUUACAGAUGUAAAUUAUUAUUUGGUUCAUUUUGAUUGUGUUUUUGGGUUUUUUAUCUAAUUAAAUGUGUAUGAAAGUGAUGAUUCAGAGAAUGUGAACAUUUAUUUAAACAUCCAUAAUAAAUAUAGCUGACCUAAUUAAUUUAAUGAUUUAAAAAAAAAACUAAUUUUAAAAUCUAUAAGUAUAUAUGGAGUGGUAUAGCAAAACAAUUGCAAUUGUACCUUUAGGAAUGGGUAUUUAAAAGUAAUGCAUUUUGAGUAUGUAAACAAAGUAAUAAAAGAAUAUGCUAGCUGUUGUGUGUAUGGAUAUUUGUGUAUCAUGUUUAAAAAAUAUAUUUAUAGACUGUGAAAGCCAUCUAAAAGCAAGUAAAUGGUCCAGUUAUAGAGCUAUUUUGGGUACCGAGGUUUUUAAUUCCUUCCUAUGUAAUUCUGUUCUGUACUGAUCUUAAAAACUGAUUAAACUGUCAAAAACAACACUAAUCAAAUGUCGAUAAAAUGGUUCAUUUCCACACUGAUUUUUGCAGUGUAUUCUGAUGUUUUCAAAACUGCCAACUGAACUUGUAUUAAUUGUUAUUUCAUAAUUUGUCAACAUAAGCUACCUGUCACAAUGAUUGCAUGUAACUCGGACAGCUAACUUGAACAUGCACACAUUGCAUUAGCUGUCAGCAUGUCUAACACCAUGCAUGUGGAGCCAUUACAUCUAGUGGCACCAUUAGGAUUGAUAUCAUUCUGAUGGUCCACUUUUCGGGAAUACAAUUUACAUUAAAUAAACUCAUUGGAAUGUGACCAUUCCUCUGAUGUUCAGUUUUUAGUUUUAGUUUUUAAUAUUAAAAUAUGGACAAAUCACAGGACCAUGAAAAGUAUCUGAUUUUGAGAUGUCCGGUUUACUGGAGAUCUAUAGUCCGUCCCACAUGGAAUGCCUUUUUUCAUGCUAUGGAAUUUACUACAAGAUAUUUAUGUCUGAGCUGCUUGAUUUGUAAAUUGCACACAAAAAUAGUGUAUUUAUCAUUUCAAAAACACUUGAUUUUCAUCUUACGUCAAACAAAACUGAAAUUAUUUACAAAAAACAUGUUUAUAGAAUGAUGGGACGGACUGUUGUUUUGAGGGGUUUCACUGUAUUAUGUAAAACAGAGCUUAAUGUUUACAGCUUAAUGUUUACAUUAACAAUUAAAAUAUGCUCAAGGUAUUACAGUUUAUAAAUAUGUUUUUUCUAAUGUCAAUAUAUGCAUGUACUGUAACUACAUGUAUUUUGGUAACAAAAUGUUAUGUACAGCCUAUAGUGUGGUAUAAUCUCUUCUGUUUUUUUGAGCCAGAAUAUUGUUGUGGCCAAAAAUGUGACAAUGGAAUAGUCACUUGUGGAUUUUGGUGUUUGUGUUAUACUGCAACUAUUAAUGAUGGAAUACUGGAAUAUUUAUUUUAUUACUCUGGAAAAUCACAAAUUUCGGAACAGCGUAUAUUUCAACCCCUGGUUGGAUAAUAACUUUUUGGCCUGCUUAAAGAUAUCCAUUAAAAAAUGAAGGUACAAGUCUAUCAAAACUGAUACUCAGCUAUCAGUCCUGGUACUGGGUUUUUAGUACUUACAAUGUUACAUUGAAAAAUGGAUGCUCAGAAAUACAAAAUAAAUAAAUUUUUGCUUGUAGUAUAAGAGAAAAAUUAUUUUCAAACUCAAUCAUAUUCGAUUUUAAACAAUUCGAUCAUUAUUCAGUUAAUGUGGUGGACUGAUUCUGUCAUUGUUGCUAUAUUUUUUAUAUACAUGUGGUACAGUUAAUGUGUCUUUCAACUUAUUUACAGUAUUAUGGAUAAUUGUUUAGCUGCAUAUUAGCUUGUGAUGGUGCUAACAACUAGAAAUUAAUUUUCACUUGUUUUUAUAUAUUGUAUACAUUACAUGUGUAUAUUUUUUACAUAUCUUAAUAGAUUAAUAUUGACUUGCAAUAUUUUUUGUUGCAUUAAUUUUUAUGACAUUAAAAUUGUAAAAUAUU
Messenger RNA from Gigantopelta aegis, 15252 nucleotides. RefSeq names its product polycystic kidney disease protein 1-like 1. The record is from RefSeq and is a predicted model, not a curated record. Gene Ontology annotation, cellular component: membrane. The transcript is spliced from 67 exons. Gene Ontology annotation, molecular function: calcium ion binding; protein binding. NCBI's taxonomy places the organism in Eukaryota, Metazoa, Mollusca, Gastropoda, Neomphalida, Peltospiridae. The coding region runs from base 92 to 12895 and encodes 4267 amino acids.